Peronospora belbahrii is the source of this 1182-nucleotide messenger RNA. The record is from the annotation of a GenBank genome assembly. Lineage: Eukaryota; Oomycota; Peronosporomycetes; Peronosporales; Peronosporaceae.
AUGCCACUCUCUCGUCGUGGUCCAAGUUUUGGUUUCUCUGGACCUGCACUAUUAGAAUGGCCACAUUCCUAUGGACCACCUGAUAAUGUCAUUUAUUCCAUGGAAUUAGAUUCACGUCUUUUUUCCUCGUAUUUUGUACUUGCCGAGUCAUUAGCAACAUUUUUAGGCUAUCGUAUUGCACAACAUUGUAUCCGUGGUUGUCCGGUGUAUUUCUUAUCACCAUCACAACGUAUGUGGAUUGGAUUUUUCUAUUGUUGGCUCAAGAUUCGAUUGAUUGACUAUGCCUUCCAUGGUACAGCGUAUUAUACAAUGUCGUUGUGUAUUAUUGUCGUGUACUUUGUGUAUGCAUUGCUUGCCUUUGGUUUCCAUUCUGGUCCGUUACAAUUUCUCUUUUUUGACUACAUGCCUAGAAGUAAAAUGACGCAGAGUUUACUUUACAAGCUAGCGCUAUUGUGCAAACAAGUAUCGAUUCGUAUUGAAUUCUACGUGCUGCAACAGCUUAUUUGCUGUCCACCAUUAGAGACACGUGAUCGAGAUGCAAUGACGUCGUCUCCGAUUACAACACAUCCAUUGGAACCUCUAGACACUGUAUCGUCACGACCAAGUACAAGUGGAAAAUCGCGGGUAACAUCAUUUUUUGGACGAAAGGUGGAUGUCAAUAUCAAACUUUGGAACAGCUCUAUGUGCCAGCAGUGGGCCAUCGCAUUGAGUUCUACUGCACGUUCUAAUGCUUCACGAGUUCGUGUCAAGUGUGCCGGCAUUAAUGCGUUUGAAGACAGCGUUUUUGAGUGCCGGUUCAUGUUUAUCAUGCAGCACGACGGCUUGUUGCUAGGCUUUUUCAUGACGACUCCGACGGCAACCCUUAUGGCAAAGUUCAGGGAUGGAAAGGUUGUGCCAUUUGAGUUACUACAGCGAUUCAACUGCAAUUCUCGCUCAGCGAUAGUAACUACUCAGCCACUGUUUUUAUAUGCGGAGAGUCCGAGAUUGGUGGGACGAGCAACACUGGCUCAAAAGAAUGCCGUUUACAAGCUACUGGUGCAGCUUAAUAGCGCUCAUGGUAACACGGCCGACGUGCCUCUUUGUGCACUCCGCGGCAAAAACUUUGUGGAUGCUGGCGUUGGCCAAGUGAUGAAGAAGAAGGCACGCAUCACGGGCUCGUUCAGCAAGUUGGAUCGAUACUAG